Tetrahymena thermophila SB210 is the source of this 1770-nucleotide messenger RNA. RefSeq lists its product as hypothetical. Lineage: Eukaryota; Ciliophora; Oligohymenophorea; Hymenostomatida; Tetrahymenidae. The transcript is spliced from 7 exons. The record is from RefSeq and is a predicted model, not a curated record.
AAAAAAACAUUAAAUAUAAAUUUGAAAACAAAAAUUAAAAGAAUCAAAAAUAGAUAUAUAAAUAAUUUAUUAAUUAAUUAGAUUUAUUAUAUAAAUAUUAUGUCUUAUCGUAAUUAACUUAGCACUCCUAAGCUAUAUAUAGAUACUAUUACUAGCAGAUAAAAGUUUAUGAAGGAAGAUAAUUUCUCUCCUAAGCAUUUAGUUUUUAAGGAUACCAAGCAGUUAAGUCAAGCUACUUCUUUGUAUUAAACUCCAAGAACUGAUUUGUUGAUCGAUGAAAUGGAAGCCCAUGAAUAUCCUUCUUCGUAGAGAUAAGAAUUGAAGCUGAAUGCUUAAAGAAUUACUUGCAAAUAAUUUGUCAAGAUAGAUGAUAUAAUUUACAAUAAUCAGAAGUUAACAAAUGAAAUCGUUUCUUGCAAAAUUUAGAUUACUAAAAUAGGUGCAAUGAAAGUUGAUUUUUCUAUAAAAAUUUCCUUGAUAAAAGGAAUAAAGGAAAAGCUGCAAAAUAUUUUGUAAGAGCAACAAAAAAUGAAAGGAAAUUAUUAAAAACAGCAAUAGUAGCAACAACCAAAACAUAAGAACUCAAAAAUGUAAAAAACUAGCAGAAAUUCUGUUGUUAUUUAGCAUCAAAGCUUCCAUAGUGAUAGAAACGAUAAUUAUAGCUUCUCUAAUAUUUUAUACUCUAAGAAAACUCCAGCAUCACAAUAUUACUCUAACGAGAGAAGUGGAUUCAAGUUUGGAUUUCAUGAUGGUCAAUUUACCUGCUUCAACCCUAAAGGAUUUCGACUUUCGACUAUUAAUAAUUUAAUUCAAGAUUACUUGAAAUAUCGCUAAAAUUAUAACUCAAAAAAAAUGAUAAGCUACGAUAAAUUUGAAGAAACAGAAGCUUAUUAGUAAAAUAACAGGAAAAUUCUAUCAAAGAGUUUCAUUACAAUUACUCCUUUUUCUUAUAAUGGAGAGGAAGAAUUAGAAAGUAGGUUAGACAGUCUCCACUGUAGUGAAAAUAUCUUCGAAUCUCCAUCAAUCUAUGAUAGCAAAAAGUUGAAAGAAUCGAAAUUAGACAGAUAUAGAUAAUUUAUUAUUUAAUUUCACUCUGAUACAAAAGAAAUGGUGAACAUUUUCAAUUCACUAAAAUCCAUUCAAAAUUUUAUUGAACAACAAAUUAUUUAUUCAGAAAAAGAGCUAUCAAUCAGUUAAAAAACACUAUAAGAUCUUUUAUAUGAAGACAACCAAAAACAAACUUAUUUAUUGUAACUGCAAAUAGUCAACUAGCAAAUCAAGGAAAAAGAAAAAAUUUAAAAAUACAUCAUUAAAAAACAAAGGUAAGUCAGUUUCAUGGAUUUACCAGAUAGUCCAAAAGAUGAUUAAAGACUAAAACAAUCAUGCUAUUAUUAAUAACCAACAUCGACUACUAUGUCCACACAAAUAUCUUACCAACACUAAAUGACGCAAAGUGCUAGAUUGCACAAUUAAGAUAAAACUCACCAUUAAAAUAAUUGCUGGCCCAACAAUCAAAGUUUCUAUAUAAAUAACUAAUCAAUCCAAGAUAAUUUUUACAAUACAAACCCAUACUCUCCUAAAUACAAUUUUGCAACUUAAACUAGUUAUCAUAAACAAUUAAAAAAUAAAUCAAAAAGUGAAACUUUUAACUAAUUAUAAAAUAAAUUUGCAAGUGCUCCUUUUAAAAUGUAAAUUAAUAACAAUCCAAAUCCAAAAAAUAGUUAAUUCUACUAACAUAGACAUUAUCCAAUAGUUUCCUAGUUUAAUUGA